This is a messenger RNA of Acaromyces ingoldii, 1514 nucleotides long. RefSeq names its product mitochondrial carrier. The record is from RefSeq and is a predicted model, not a curated record. The coding region runs from base 161 to 1408 and encodes 415 amino acids. Gene Ontology annotation, cellular component: mitochondrial inner membrane. Gene Ontology annotation, molecular function: phosphate transmembrane transporter activity. Lineage: Eukaryota; Fungi; Basidiomycota; Exobasidiomycetes; Exobasidiales; Cryptobasidiaceae. Gene Ontology annotation, biological process: mitochondrial phosphate ion transmembrane transport. The transcript is spliced from 2 exons.
AUUUAAGAAGAACGCCGGAACGACCUUCCACUCUUCCGAUUCUUCCUUGUCGUCACUGCUGUGCCCUUCUUCUCCCCCCCAGUCUUCCGCCGUCUCCCUUCCCCGAGACUUCUCCUUGCUCCCUUUGCACUUGCUCCCCUCCAGGCCCUUCCCUGCAACCAUGUCGGCCAAGGACGAGGUUCAAAAGGCACGCGAGAGCGUCCAGGCUCGUCUGGCCCAGACCCGCAGCGAGGCCCAGUCGCAGCUCGACUCGGCCACCCAGGCCGCGCGCUCUCGCUUCGACUCGGCCACGGAUGCUGCCGCGUCGCAGUACGACUCUGCCAAAAAGACGACGGAGAAGCAGCUCGAAUCGGCGAGAGACGCGGCGGAAAAGCAGCUCAAAGAGGCCAGGGCGCAGCUGGGCGAUGCUUCUGCCAAGCUCAACAGCCAGAUCAAGGGCGCUGCAGGCGCGGCAUCGUCCUCUUCUUCCUCCGGUCUCGACUUCCUCCCCGAAUUCACUCUGGGAGGCUAUGUUAGAUUCUUUGCCGCAGGCGCCCUCUGCGCAACCAUCACCCACGGCGCCAUGACGCCCGUCGACGUCGUCAAGACGAGGCUCCAGCUCGAGCCGCCGGGGAGCAAGCUGGGCAUGGCCAGCAUGGCCCGUCACAUCAUCUCCUCCGAAGGGCCCCAGGGCCUCAUGACCGGCUUUGGACCAACGGCAGUCGGCUAUCUGAUCCAGGGUGGAACCAAAUUCUGCGGAUUCGAGUACUUUAAGAAGCGCUUUGCCGAACUGGCCGGCUCCCGCGAGGCAGCCGAGCGCAACCGCACGGCCAUCUACAUCGGCGGUGCCUCUGCCGCUGAGCUGAUUGCCUCUACGCUCCUCACCCCACUUGAGGCGGCCCGGAUCCGCCUCGUUUCGGAGCGCGGCUACGCAAAGGGCCUCGUGGGCGCCAUGACGCGCAUGGGCGCCGAGGGCGGUCUCCGCGAGUUCUACGCCGGCUACAUUCCCAUUCUCUUCAAGCAGAUCCCCUUUACCCAGGCCCAGUUCACCAUCAACGAGUACGCCCACGAGCUGUUCAAGAAGAACGUGUCAAAGGAGACGCUCGAUUCGUACGGCAAGACGGGCCAGAUUGGCGUCUCGCUCACCUGUGGCCUCGCUGCCGGUGUGGGCGCCGCCAUUGCCAGCCACCCGGCCGACACGCUGCUAUCCAAGAUUAACAAGGGCGGCGGUGGCAAGGGCGGCAGCUUUGUCAAGAUGGUCAACCUCGCCCGCGAGGCUGGCUUCUCGGGCCUCUGGGCCGGCCUGGGCACGAGGAUCAUCAUGCAGGCCGGCCUCAUCUGCGCUCAGAUGGCCAUCUACGACCAAAUCAAGCUCGCUCUUUCGGCACCUCCAAGUGUCACCAUCUCCAGCGAGACUUCUUCGCACUAGAAUCCUCGAUCGAAAAUCUUCCUUCACGUCUCUCUACUGUCAUCGUCAUCGUCAUUGUCUUUUUCUUCCUUUCUUUUUUCUCUCGUCACUUUUAUUUUUUCGAUUC